GGGCAUAAUAUACUGCAACUAGGUGCGUACUUUGUUGUAAAUUCGCAUCCCUUACAUAUGGUUUCGAAAAUAUGAUACUUUUAGAAUUAUGCGACGUUAAGAGAGUUCACAACCUAAGGGAGGCACGAAAAUAACUCUAAGAAUGUUAAAAUGUUGCGGAUUAAAUUUCAUAUAGGAUAUUCUUGUCGUUAUCACAUAGGCACACACUGAUUCAUGCAUUUUGCUGUGUUUUUACAUUUGUAACAAUAGUAACACUGUUCCUUUCGUUGACUUUUAUUAUGAGGUCUGCCGCGGUUCACUCUAUAUCUGCGUGUUGAGGCGUUCUUUCGUUUUCGUGCGAUUUUUUAUCGAUUACCGAUGUAUUACCUUGUGAAAUUUGUGGAAGAUGGUGUGUAUUAUAUAUGUAACAAACGGCAAGUGAGGAAUACUAAAAAAAAGGGACUUUUAUCAGUGCGAUGGGCCGAUGGAUGGUUCUACGACGCCAAAAUUAAGCUAGAAAAUGAAACGGAGGAAGUAUUGCUUCAAUUAUGUAAAGAUUUGAAUUUAAACGUGUCUCCAGUGCCAAAGCAAUUAACACUGGAUAGACACUUGUGUGUAAAUUUACAAAAAUUGACAGAUACUGAUUUUGAAUUCGAAAGGAUACCACCUCCCCACAUCGGGAACAAGUACGAUACCGAUGAUGACCUUGAAAUCUUAUCACCACCCCCCGAAGACCAUGCUACCGAAGAUGAAUUUGAAAUGAUAUCAUCUCCUCGCAUCGGCAACAGCUACCGUACCGAACAUGACCUUGAAAUCGUAUCACCACCCUCCAAAGACACUGCUACCGAAGAUGAAUUUGAAAUGAUAUCAUCUCCUCGCAUCGACAACAGCUACCGUACCGAACAUGACCUUGAAAUCGUAUCACCACCCUCCAAAGACACUGCUACCGAAGAUGAAUUUGAAAUGAUAUCAUCUCCUCGCAUCGGCAACAGCUACCGUACCGAACAUGCUUUCAAGAAGUCUGAUUCGUUUAUUGGAAAUCCUUCUACAAUACGUAGUGUGAUUGCUACUGGCUCUGUAGUUAAUUUCCAUCGUCGCAGAGUUAUACUUCCUCAACCCCCACAAAGUUUGUAUGAGACACCACCACCACUUUAUGAUGUAGGAAUUGCUGGAAGUCGAAGUAGUAGAAAAUACUUUUGUGUAUAUUGCAAGAAAAUAUCUUCAAAUCUACCUCAACAUUUCAAAUCGUGUCACAGCGACGAAGUAGCUGUUCAACAAUUUUUGGCUCUCCCUCCAGGGAGUAAACACAGAAAAAAAAUAAUUGAGACUAUUCGACGCCAGGGAGACUAUGAACAUAAUAAGUCCCAGGAAAAUAACAGUGGAAGAUACUUAGUAGCAAGACGUAAUGCCACUAGUAGCAUAUCUAGUAAACUUGUUACAACAUGCCCAGAGUGCAAAGGCCAAUUCUUAAAAAAAAAUUUACGUCGUCAUUAUAAAAGGUGCGCAGAAACUAUAAAACCAGGUGAUCGAUCUACUAUGACCAAAAGUAGAGCAUUGGAUCGACAAAUCCAUUCUGCAGCGUGCCAUAAUCUAACCACUCGAAUAUUUCCUGUUCUAAGAGAUGAUGAUUGUGUUAAAGUUAUCCAAUUUGAUUCUUUAGCUAUAACUAUUGCCAAUCGUUUAUGCCGUUUAUAUCCUGACCCACAUUUUGAUGACAUGAUCAGAGCAAAACUACGAUUAAUGGGGAGAUUACUUCUCCAAGCAAAGGCGCUAGAUUCAACUGUAAAGGAUUUCUCCUCGCUUAUUACACCAAUCCGUUAUGAGUUGGUGAUUGUAACCAUAAAUAAAGUGAGUGGUUUAAAUGAAUCUGGUACUGUUUACCGUGCUCCUUCAACUGCUACGAUGGCAAAUACAUUGUUUAAGGUUGCAACAGAUAUAUGGCGCGUAGAAUGCAUUAAAUCAAAAAAUACUGCAGCGAAAAUUGAUGCAGAAGAUUUCCUACUAUUAAUGAAGAUGGACAAUGCUUCUGUUAUUAAUAAAAUUGCAAUUGAAAAUCGCGUACAAGACCAAAGGCACAAAGUAGUAAAAUUACCAGAUAAAUCAGAUGUUAAAAUGUUGGUUGCUCACGUAAGACGAAUUCGUAGGGAGAUGUAUUCACUCUUGAAAAAUUACAAAGGAAAUUCUUUUCCUUACGAGACAUGGCAUUCUUUAGCUAGUUCUACUUUGAUUUCUUUGUUGGUAUUUAACCGUCGUAGACCUGGUGAGUUAGAAAGACUUACACUGUCUGAUUAUCACAGUAGAAGUAAAAUUGAUAAUACUUCAAAUUUGUCAUUACUUGAUCAGCAAGAUCGUCAAGCAGCAGAAACAUAUUCUCGGUUUGAGAUUCGGGGAAAGUUAAAUCGUUCUGUACCAGUAUUAGUGCAUUGGGAGCUGGAAUUAUGUUUAAAUUUGAUCCUAAAGUACCGAAGUGAUGCUGGUAUUCAUGUUGACAACCCCUAUCUAUUUGGGCUUCCACAAGUAGAUCAUAGACAUCGAUAUUUGAGGGCGUAUGUUAUAAUGAGAAUCUAUGCAUCCCAAUCUGGUGCCAAACAACCCCACCUCCUCCGUGCCACAGUGUUGAGGAAACAAAUUGCGACUGAAUGCGCAGUUAUGGAUUUAAGUGAAAAUACUAUAAAAGACGUGGCAAUGUUUAUGGGGCACGCGGAAGAUAUCCACAACAAAAUUUACCGACUACCGGUACAAACGAGGGAUAUUGUGCGCAUGUCGCGCGUUUUAGAAGCCGUUCAAGGCGAUACAGGCACUGAUUCAGAAGAUGAAAAUGAUUCUGUCGGAGUAAACGAAUGCGAUGAUUUGGACCAUAUUUUUAUGAAUGAUGUUCCAGCAUCAAAAGGUGAAGAGAUGAAUGUAAAGAAAGUAGUAAAGACAGUGAAGGCCAAUAAUAGGAAAGAAAACAAAGGUCGUGCAAAAAUGAUGAAUUGAUGAAUGAUGA
This is a messenger RNA of Photinus pyralis (common eastern firefly), 2968 nucleotides long. RefSeq lists its product as uncharacterized. The record is from RefSeq and is a predicted model, not a curated record. The coding region runs from base 358 to 2958 and encodes 866 amino acids. The transcript has 13 exons. NCBI's taxonomy places the organism in Eukaryota, Metazoa, Arthropoda, Insecta, Coleoptera, Lampyridae.